CGGCCGCUCCACCGGCAUCCUCGCACUCUGAUUGGUCAGUGUUUUCCGUUAAUAUCUCCUCAACGAAGCCUCGGACAACAUUUUCGCUAAGGAAAAAGUUGUUUCAAAUCACCUCCCGAACCACCUCUUUCAAGGUGUUACAACAUUUUUAGGACACCCUGUAUACUUUAGAUUCAUGUGCCAAAGUUGGUAACGCCACUGUUCGUAUUCCAUGGCCAAUGGUAAUGCCUUGAGUUACUUGAGUAUAAUGCGUGUGUCUGUGUUCCUUUCUGCGGCGCCCUCGACGCGGCAAAUCUAGCGUCCGACGUGAAUAAACACGAUUUUUCGGCACAACUUCCUAUAAAUAUGUUGUGCUAGUGUGCGAAGGUUAAGAACGAUGAGCUUCUCUAGCGAUGAAGUCAAUUUCUUGGUUUACCGAUACCUUCAAGAAUCCGGAUUUCAACAUUCUGCAUACACAUUUGGUAUAGAAUCACAUAUAUCACAAAGUAAUAUAAAUGGAGCAUUAGUACCACCAGCUGCACUUUUAUCAAUACUUCAAAAAGGACUACAAUAUACAGAAGCAGAGAUAUCGAUAGGUGAAGAUGGCACAGAGCAAAGAAUGGUGGAAUCCUUAUCUCUUAUCGAUGCUGUUAUGCCAGAUGUUGUUGCAUCAAGGCAGAAUCAAAUUAAUCAGCAAAAACAACAGGUGAAAACGGAAGUGCAGGAUACAAAUGGAGAAGAAGUUGUUACCUCCAAUGAAGGUGUAAGCACAAAUGAGAGGGGAGGAGAUAGAACGGAAAUGGAGGUAGAUGAACAACAACAAGGUUCAGGUGGAGGUACUAAUGCUGGUUUGGUUGAAAUCCCAGCAAGUAAAGCUACAAAAUUACGUGGACAUGAAUCAGAAGUUUUUAUAUGUGCUUGGAAUCCAACGACUGAUCUUUUGGCAUCUGGAUCGGGAGAUAGCACGGCUCGUAUUUGGGAUAUGUCUGAUAACUCUCAAGCACCAAAUCAAUUAGUUCUUCGUCAUUGCAUACAGAAAGGUGGUACCGAAGUACCAAGCAACAAAGAUGUUACUUCGUUAGACUGGAAGUGUGAUGGUACUUUAUUAGCAACUGGAAGUUAUGAUGGUUAUGCACGAAUUUGGACAACAGAUGGUAGAUUAGCAUCUACAUUAGGUCAACAUAAAGGUCCGAUUUUCGCGUUAAAGUGGAAUAAACGUGGAAACUAUAUAUUAAGUGCAGGUGUUGAUAAAACAACAAUCAUAUGGGACGCGGAAAGUGGACAGUGUACCCAACAGUUCAGUUUUCAUUGUGCACCAGCAUUGGAUGUUGAUUGGCAAACAAAUACAUCAUUUGCUAGUUGUUCCACAGAUCAGUGUAUUCAUGUAUGCAAACUGAAUGUUGAUAAACCAAUCAAGAGCUUCCAAGGACAUACAAAUGAGGUAAAUGCUAUUAAAUGGGACCCUCAAGGCAAUUUGCUAGCUAGUUGUUCGGAUGACAUGAGUCUUAAAAUUUGGUCUAUGAAACAUGAUACAUGGGUACAUGAUCUUCAAGCUCAUAGCAAAGAAAUAUAUACAAUUAAAUGGUCACCAACUGGACCUGGAACUCAUAACCCAAACAUGAACUUAACUUUAGCUAGUGCAUCAUUUGACUCAACCGUAAGGUUAUGGGAUGUUGAAAGAGGUGCAUGUAUACAUACACUUACAAAACACACAGAGCCGGUGUAUAGCGUAGCGUUUAGUCCAGAUGGUAAAUUUCUUGCUAGUGGAAGUUUCGACAAAUGUGUUCAUAUUUGGUCCACUCAGAGUGGUCAGUUGGUGCACAGUUACAAAGGUACUGGGGGAAUUUUCGAAGUGUGUUGGAACAGUCGAGGGGAUAAAGUUGGUGCUUCUGCAUCCGAUGGCAGCGUGUUUGUUCUUGACCUACGUAAACUGUGAUCGCAAUUAAAUAAUAGAUUAUGUUUCGUUUCAAGAACUAAUCACGGUUCUAAGUUAUCCUCAGUUUUUUUACUAUGGUACAACUUUUUGCUAUCCAAAAUACUAGCCACGUUAUACAGUUCUCUCAGCAAUUUGUGUAUGCUGAAUAUUGUUUGAAAGAGCAUUAAUUAUUUAUGUACAGGACUGGAAUACGAGUCAAAAGAAUUUCAAUGAUAAAUGUAAAUUGAAAAAUGUU
Molecule: messenger RNA, 2150 nt
Organism: Hylaeus anthracinus
Lineage: Eukaryota; Metazoa; Arthropoda; Insecta; Hymenoptera; Colletidae
Product: F-box-like/WD repeat-containing protein TBL1XR1-B
Exons: 6
Coding region: 377-1915 (512 amino acids)
Biological process (GO): regulation of transcription by RNA polymerase II
Cellular component (GO): histone deacetylase complex
Molecular function (GO): transcription corepressor activity; protein binding
Source: RefSeq, a predicted model, not a curated record